GGAAAAGCUCAGCUCUUACCCAGUUGCAAUGAGUCCGCUUCAGCUGGUGACCGUUCUCCUCCUGGUUUCUCUGAUUAACUUGGCUCUUGGCCAGCUGCCCCGGAAUGGCUGCUCUCCGCGAUUCCAGUACCAGGGCUAUAUGGGGCAGUACAUCGGUUUGGUGAAACUUCGUCAUCCGGUGGCCAAUAACCAGACGCUAAUCCUUCAGUUCUCCCAGCAGGGCUAUCACAAUUUUGAGGAAUACGUGGGCAGCAUUUCGCUGGUGGAUGAUGAUUAUGUGACCCAGGAAAAUCUGCGUCAGGGAUUGCAGAUUCGAUACCGUGUUGAUUUCCCCAUUCCAACAAUACCGCCUAAGAUAACUAGCAUGCAAUUGAAUGGCGUGGAACUUUGCGGUGGCUUAGAAUAUCCCAAACCAAGAACCGGCAUUACGCUGCGAAUCACUUGGUCGCCGUCCCAAGUAUUGACUUUUGGGGCAAGUCCCCCCCAACCUCUGCCGACCAGACGUCAACCCACUUGGCCCCAAGAGGAGAGUCCACAGAUCGACUACAGUGAAACCAGGCCCAGUCAACCAGGACUCGAGGAUAAUGGAGAGAUGUUUGUGGGUAAUGAGUCACUGUCAGUGUUCCAGAAUCUCGGAUGGGGUACUGCCCCGCAGCAGGCGAAUCCGAUUAGGAGUACUACACCCCGGCCGAGGAUAACAAAUCCCGCCCCACAGCGGACGACACCAGAACCUGGUCGAUCUUCUGCCCCCCAGCAGGCGGUGAGAAGCCCAGUAGAGCUCGUUCCCCAGCAGAACCCUUCAUCCAAUGGGAUUCCCUGCGGUCGGGAGAGAGCUAGUAUCACUCCAUUCAUCUUCCAAGGAGAAAGUCUGCAGCGAGGUCAGCUCCCAUGGUUGGUAGCGAUUUUCGAGCGCCGUGAGAGCAACGGACCCGCCUUCAUCUGUGGAGGAACCCUGAUCUCCACAUCCACGGUACUAUCGGCCGCCCAUUGUUUUCGUGCUCCUGGAAGGAACUUGCCCGCCUCUCGACUGGCCGUCUCCUUGGGACGAAACACUCUGGCUAUUCACUCAGAUGGAGAAUUUCGCGGAGUAUCCCAGCUGAUCAUCCACGAAAACUUCCAAAUCAAACAAUUCACGGAGGCCGAUUUGGCGCUGGUCCGGUUGGACGAUCCUGUGAGGUACACGGACUACAUAGUGCCUAUUUGCCUGUGGAGCACCAGCAACCGCAUGGACUUGCCCCAGGGUCACAAGAGCUAUGUUGCCGGCUGGGGACCAGAUGAGACCGGCACCGGCCACACGGAGGUAUCCAAGAUCACCGACCUAAAUAUCGUCAUCGAAUCGAACUGCGUCCAGGAGCUGCCCCAUGUGCUGGUCCAGCCGAGCGCCCUCUGUGCCAAGAAGACGGGAGCAGGACCUUGUGCCAGCGAUGGAGGUGGUCCAUUAAUGCUCCGGGAACAGGAAGUUUGGGUGCUGCGGGGAGUGAUCUCUGGAGGUGCGAUCAACGAAAAGGAAAACACCUGUGAGCUCUCCAAGCCAUCCGUAUUCACCGAUGUGGCCAAACACAUAGAAUGGGUUCGCCGGAACAUGUGGAAUUAAACAGAAAAUGUAGUUUGCCAAAAAAGAAGGCAUGUCGCCUUCCUGAAGAGAUUUCUCCUAAUGAAUGUACUCCAAGUUACGUAAUCGGAAGAUCCAUGUAUUACUGCCUCUUACUGCGCUUUGGGUAAUUCUAAGUGGAUUCAUUAAUCAUUGAAAAAAUAAAUCAAAGCGGAGCAUCUUGAA
Messenger RNA from Drosophila santomea, 1777 nucleotides. Its product is annotated as enteropeptidase. The coding region runs from base 29 to 1594 and encodes 521 amino acids. NCBI's taxonomy places the organism in Eukaryota, Metazoa, Arthropoda, Insecta, Diptera, Drosophilidae. Gene Ontology annotation, biological process: proteolysis. Gene Ontology annotation, molecular function: serine-type endopeptidase activity. The record is from RefSeq and is a predicted model, not a curated record. The transcript is spliced from 4 exons.